AUGUGGGCUGACCUGAUCUGGAGGGCGGCUGCUUGUCCACCGCUGGACCGAGCAGUGAUGCUGAAAGCAGCAAGACCAGCUUACGGAUUCCCAUGCGAUUCCCAUAUCACUUGCAAACUGAAACUGCAAAUUGAGCUGAUGGGACUCCAUGGUGGGGCAACAGCCGCCUUGGCCUUGUUGCUUUCAGCAUCACUCCUAACUGUUUCUUGGAGCAUCCCUCAGGGUCACUUCCAAAGAAGAAACUGGACUCCUCAAGCGAUGCUCUAUUUAAAGGGUGCACAGGGUCGUCGGUUCGUCUCAGAGGAGAGUCAGAGGAAGGAUCUCUUUGACAGGUUGCAGCUGGAAACACGCAGCCAAAAUAUGAACCCCUUGACCCUUUCUGAAGCUGCAGCAUUGUUUCUUUCCUCCCUGAGAAAAGCACAAGAUGAAGCAGAUGAAGAAGAAGCUAACGAGAAACCUGGAUAUGUUGCUGAUGGCCUGUUAAACUGGUGA
Varanus komodoensis (Komodo dragon) is the source of this 492-nucleotide messenger RNA. RefSeq names its product spexin hormone (gene SPX). Gene Ontology annotation, cellular component: cytoplasm. The transcript is spliced from 6 exons. The coding region runs from base 1 to 492 and encodes 163 amino acids. NCBI's taxonomy places the organism in Eukaryota, Metazoa, Chordata, Lepidosauria, Squamata, Varanidae. Gene Ontology annotation, biological process: positive regulation of gastro-intestinal system smooth muscle contraction. Gene Ontology annotation, molecular function: neuropeptide hormone activity. The record is from RefSeq and is a predicted model, not a curated record.